Messenger RNA from Chlorella variabilis, 779 nucleotides. RefSeq lists its product as hypothetical. Bases 95 to 712 code for a protein of 205 amino acids. The transcript has 4 exons. NCBI's taxonomy places the organism in Eukaryota, Viridiplantae, Chlorophyta, Trebouxiophyceae, Chlorellales, Chlorellaceae. The record is from RefSeq and is a predicted model, not a curated record.
CGUGCAUCUGGGCCCACUGUCGUCGUUUUCUGCCAGCAAGGGGGCCUGCCCUGCAAGAGCUCUCUCUCAGGACUGGCACAGCCGGUCUGGGGACAUGUCUGCCUGCUGCAGACCCACUACGGUGGUGUGCCUGCAGCAGCAGCCGUCGCGCAGGAGCCAGCCAACCAGCGGGGGCCGUGGCGUUGCGGUGUGGCACUCCGCCACCCCGCUCGCCGUGUGGCGAGGCCGCCUUGCAUUCCACAGCAGGGAGCAGCAGCAGUGGGGCCAUGGCCUGCAACCAUGCCGUGUGACGCCCUUUGACCAGGCCUGGGGCCCCGCAGUGGACCUCGACAGUCUGUGGGAUACGCUGCCUCAGAACCUGUUUGCUGUCAGCCUCUUCCCGUACAUUGGGUUCCUAUAUCACUUGCACUGCAGCAAACAGGCGCCGCCACUCACCCUCUUUGGCUUCUACUUCCUAUUGGUCUUUGUUUUUGCCACCAUCCCCGCUGGCAUCUACGCCAAGAAUUUCUACGGCGAGCCGCUUGCCAACGUGGACUGGCUACAUGGCUCCGCAGAGUUCCUGCUGACGCUGACAAACCUCUUUAUCGUGCUCGGACUGCGGGACGCCAUCCGCAAGGCAGAAGCAGCCAACGCAGCCAAGGCAGCAGCAGCGCAAGCGCCAGGCAGUGGCGAGGCAGUUAGCGAGAACCAGCCGGCUUCACCUCGGCAGUAGCAAUGUCUGCUGUUACUAGUGUACAUGCAUUUGUCAGCUGCAGUCAAAUAAACUGAAAAGGCUUUGU